Lates calcarifer (barramundi perch) is the source of this 4572-nucleotide messenger RNA. RefSeq names its product coiled-coil domain containing 187 (gene ccdc187). The transcript is spliced from 13 exons. The record is from RefSeq and is a predicted model, not a curated record. Bases 704 to 3163 code for a protein of 819 amino acids. Lineage: Eukaryota; Metazoa; Chordata; Actinopteri; Centropomidae.
CAUCUCUUUGCGCUGCUUAAUCCAUUGAGUGACCUUUUGGGCCGAGUUGACUGAUCUUUUUACCCAGAUUAACUGCCUCACCAGCAGUUUCUCAGAAUUACUAAAUCUGUAAUACACUCCAAAUUAUUUAAGAAAUCUCUGGCUCUUCAUAUGUGGAUUAAACAGCUAGCUAAAACCGCUAAUAGCUGUUUUUAUUGAUGAACACAUCGUGACUCGUGAAUUAACUUUGGCAGAGAUAAGUCUGAGCUUCAAGGGGGCACCUGAAGGCAGCAGCCGUUAACCGCCCCCACUCACUGCUGCCGAGGCGAACAGGACCUGUGAAGAAGCAGCCGGAGCGACAGACUGUGGGCUAAGUUUGUCCGCCCUGGCUUCGCAUUACGAGUCGACGGGUCUUUUGUUUCAUUUGAUGAACAACAAACGUCGGUGUCGCUUAAAAUUCGCACCAAAAAGUACAGGCAUUAGAAGCGGUCAAGCACGCUCGUGACAUUUUUGGAUAGAAACACAGGGGAGGAAGUGAGGGAGAGGGAAAGUGCGACUGAGCGGACGACUCCAAAGUUGACAAUACUGUCAUGUUUACGGUACUUGUUGAAUAGGGGCUGUUGUGUGUAUGUGUGUAUAACACAACACUGGAACCUGUGUGGGCAGCGUGGUGGGAACAGGGUCUUCUCUAUCACCAUGAAGCAGUGACAGCACAGGGACAGUGAUGGCAGAGCUGGAGAUUGACCAGUCCAACCUUCCACGUGUCCAAGAAGUAUGCCAGUGUUUUGCUGUCCUGGAGGAUGGAGUGUUGGCACACAACCUGCAGGAGCAGGAGAUCGAGCAAUACUAUACAACCAACAUCCAGAAGAACCAGCUAGUGCAGAAUGACAUCCGUGUAGCCAAGAGGCUGCAGGAUGAGGAGGAGGAGCAGCGGGCCCAGCAGAACGCCGUCCUCAGACAGGCUUCCAGACAACUAGAAGAGGAAGACUUUGAGUAUGCCCGUGUAAUUCAGGAGGAGAUCCAGCGGUGUGCUGAGGAGGCCCAAAGGAGGGAGCAGGAUGAUGAGGAAAUAGCAAAACGAAUGCAGGAAGAGGAGGAGCAGAGGAUCAUGAGGAGGAACAGAGGACAGGAGGGCCAUAGUGAAGGCAGGGCCCCUGAUCCAGCACUGCCAUCCCCACACCAGCACACACUCAGCAGCCCUCACCAAGGAGAGGAGCAGUACCCACCUGCUUCCACCAGGUGGCAAUAUUCUACCUCUCACAACCAUUCAGACUUAUCUGGGCCUUGGGCUGCCUCCCCUAGGGGACUAGCAGCUCAGAAUAAUACAAAUUCAUGGUCAAAUCAAGGACACACAGAUUCCAUUAGGCAAAUCAGGAGUGAGAUGAGAGAGCCUUUGAGUGAAGAUUCAGAGGACUCGGACACAGUUUUCUCUGAACAACUCGCUAUCUUGUCCCAGAGACUGAAAAGACUCAACACAGCACCUCCUCAGCGGCGGGCCUCUUUACAUUAUCCACAAGAGAGAAACUACAGAAGUCUUUGCUCUCGCAGCAGCUUCACAGAUGAGCUCAGAAGCUGGGAGGAAGAGGGGAGAGGAGAGUGGGAGGAGGACUAUUAUGACAAUGACUAUUAUGACCGAGAGAAGAGGAGGCCUAGGAUUUGGGAUCAGGAAAGUUACCACAUAGAGGAAUAUGAGGGCUGCCGCAGGAGCAGAGAUCAGGACAGAGAGUCUAGGACGGUUGAGGUAAGAGAAAGGCGGUGUAGUCGCAGUGAAUCUGUCAGGCUACAUGACAGGAGUAGACACAGCAACAGAGACUUAGUAAGGACCUGGAGCUAUAAGGACAACCCUGACAAACAUGUCCGCUUUCAAGACGAUACCAGAAGACAACAGGAUGAAAGCAGCCAAGUCUGGGAGAUGCUAGGCCAGGUCCUCAAAGAGAGGGGUGUGCCUGUGAGGUUUGGUGGCAAUGGGGCGCCGCUGCAAAUAAGGCCUCAAAGCAGACACAGCCAGGUGCUUCACGGGAGUGAGGUCUCCUGCUGCGACUCCCAACCACAUCAGAGAGCCUUCCAGAGAGCUGCAAACACCAGGCACAGUUUCCAUGGAGAUAUCAGGGAAAGGAGGAGAUCGUCACACCGAGAGAUCGGUGGGAGAGAUCACAGAGAAGACAGAGACAGGCACCGUGCUAAUGUGGAGCAUGAUGGAGAGGUUUGUGAGAUUAGUAGAAGAGACUCAUAUCUUGCUAACAGAGAAAGGGGAGGCAGUAGAAGGUGGAGAAAUCACCAGUAUACUGAUAAUGAGGAGAGGGAGGGGGUGAGGGAUGCAAAUGAUCACAGGGUCAAGAGGACAACAAGCCAACGCAGGUGUUGGCACAAGACCACAGAACAAAGGUUAAUCUCAGAGGAGGAGCAGGAGGUGGAGAGGAGAGUAGAGUGGCCCCCUCGAAGAGCUCCACGGCGUAGCCAAAGCCUCAGCAGCAGUGGGGCUUCAACCAGGAAUAGGUCAAGGCGCAUGGCAGCAGGAGUGUCACUACAACCAGAGCUGGGUGAGACAAGCCUGGACCUUGGGGAGUUGGAGCAGGUCCUACAAGAUGAAGAACUAGCUCGCAAGCUACAGGAGGAAGAGGAAAGCCUGGUAAGGAGGAACUCCCAGCCCUCUCUAAGUAGUUCUUACCCAGAGGGAGACUUCAGAGCAGCACAGGUGGCACAGGAUGAGGAAAUUGCACGUUUUAUGCAAAAGCAGGAACUUAAGUCAAAGCGCAGAUCUCGUGAGUUAGAAGGGCCGGCGUCCUGGCGUGAGCACAGAGCAAUGAUCAGUCACCACGAGAGACGAGCUGCAAGAGAGAGACAGGUCCAACGAGAAAGACUUGACUCAGAGGGCCUUCCUUCCCCCACUGAGGACUGCUCCCCAGAGAACCAGCCACCUAGUCCCAUCUCCACCUUACCACAAGCCCAGCAGAUCAGAAACAUUGCAGAGGAGCUGGACCCGACCUUCCAGGCCAGGAGGCAAGACACAGAGAGCUUCCGACUGGGACAAACAGGUCCAGCCUGUCAGGCGCCCCCCAUACCGCACUCCGGUUUACAUGACUUCCUGGAGGAGCCCAACUUCAUCCCACCCACAAAGCGGCAAACUGAAAAGUCAGCACGUACUAAACCAAAAGAAAAGAAGGAAAAUUGCAAGCAACAGUAAUGUCCAGCACAGUGUCCUGUUGGAGUGCAAAUAUAUUAUCUAACACUAAACAUCACUUCAGCUACAGAGUUCUCAUUUCUCAUUACAAUGAGGUUUGAGGAGGAAUUAUGUUCUGCCAGCUGCCCCCAUUAGCACUUUAGACCAGUGGAACAAAGAGAAGGAACUGAGAGAAGUGACAUUUUAGAAUAUAGAAGUAUUGUUUGAAUUCUUCAGUGUUGAGUGUUUAAUUUAAACAGUAUACAUUUUCUUAAUUAUAUUUGUAACUUUUGUCUUUAUUUAGCUAAUUAGCAUGUUGUCAGUAUCCAAAAUGUAAUGUUUGCCUCAUAUUUGUUGAAAGACCUGCAUUUCUGCAGGUUUUUUUUUUUCCAAACUUAAGAUUUAUUUUUACAGCAAAUAUACUGAGAGGAAAUAACCAUGGUCUAAUAAUUGGAUACUUCCUCUGUAUCAGUUUAGCAAUAUCUAAAUGUGGAUUUGGUGGACGCCCUGCGCUGUACAUGAAUUACCAUGUGCGAAUAACUCACCCCCUCUCCUAAAACCAAAAUUUAACGUUACCAAGAAAAGAAAACAAGAAGUUGCUGUGAUAACCCUUGAACCUGGGUGAUGAGGUUUUCGGCCAGGCUACUUUAAGGCAUUCACAUUUGGAGUGUCUGGCCAACUUUGUUUCAAAGCAGUCUGGCAGGAUUCUAGUCAAGUUUACAGUAGCACAGUGACAAUCAAAUGAACUUAUUUAAUCCUUAUUUAAAUGGAAAUUACAUUUAUUGGAAAAAAAAUUAAUUACAGCUGUCAUUUUCUGUUAAAGUGCUUUGUAAUAUUCAAAUGUAAAUAUAUCCUAUUCGCGAGCAUGGAUGUACAACUUUGGGGUCAAUAUGUAAGUGACAGAAUAAAUUCAAGUUACUAGCUUUUUGGAGCUUUCAACUGCCUUCACAUUAGACACAGAGGACCAUUUUUGUGCUGAGAUAGGGGUUAGGUCUCCAUCCAUAUGCAACUACUUGUUAUCAUGUGACUGAAUUUCCACACUCCACACAGGUCACGUGAUGACAUCUGAUUCAGCUCCAUUUAUGAGUGAAGACUGCGAGAUGCAUUUGAAAGGCCCUAGAAACUUUUAAGCUUAUAUUAUUUGGUACAAUAUCCAACUCAUGUUUUUGUGUAUUUUCCCAGGUGGGUUUUUAAUCAGUCCAGCGCCAAUUAACAUUAUUCAUAACACAGGAAACCUUCUCUAACAACAAGGAUUGAAUUUGAUUUUUACACAUAUUUAACCAUUCUGUAGUCUUUUUUUUUUUUUACAUUCAUAUUAUUCCUACAUUUUAAACACUUUUUUUAUGAAUGAAAUAUGCCACUGUUUAGGUGGACCACUAUGAAUGCAACUGUUCUGUAUAAAGAGCAACAAAUAAAUAAAAAAAACAAAUUUA